AUGGCCAUGCUCGCCCUCUCCUCCCGCCCCCUGACCUCCUCCGCCUUCCUCCACUCGAGGCCGCGCGCGCUCCACCUCCACCGCCUCCUCCUCCCCAAACCCCUCUCCUCCGCCUCCCCACUCACGCCGCCGAUUCCCCGCGUGGACCCCACCUCCACCCCGCCCCCGGACGCGGACCCCACCCCGCUCUUCCUCCGCCCAGCGUCCCACCGUGUUCCGCCCGCCGCCCUCGCCGCGUUCUGCCGCCGCGCGGCCGCGCUCGUCCCGCCCUCCGCGCCCCACCUCCACCGCCACCUCUGCUGGCUCGUCGCCGACGCCACCGCCACCACCUCCUCCUCCUCCGCCGCCUCCGACGGCCCGGUGCUCCUCCGCGCGCCGCUCGAGGACCUCGAGGCCCUGUGGCUGCGGCACGUCUGGGAGCGCACGCCGUUCCAGUACGUGGUCGGGAACGAGCACUGGUGGGACCUGGUGGUCACCGUCGCGGAGGGCGUCCUCAUCCCGCGCCCCGAGACGGAGGCCGUCGUCGACGUGGUGCGCGCCGUCGAGGGAUUCGCCGACGGGUGGUGGGCCGACCUCGGCACCGGGAGCGGUGCCAUCGCCGUGGCUGUGGCGAGGGAGCUCGGUGCCGGAGGGAGGGUGUUCGCCACGGAUGUCAGCGAGGUGGCCAUCGACGUCGCCAGGCUAAACGUCCAUAGGUACGGGGUGCAGGAUAAAGUUGAAAGAAGGCAUGGCUCAUGGUUUGAACCUCUGGAAGAUUUGAAAGGAAAACUUAUGGGUGUGAUUAGUAACCCUCCUUACAUACCAACCGAUGACCUACCUGGUCUGCAACCUGAGGUUGGUUGGCAUGAACCAAAGUUGGUGCUUGAUGGUGACAAGGAUGGCCUUGAGCAUCUGUUCCAUCUCUGUGAAGGGUUAUCCUCAGUUCUGAAACCUGGGGGUUUCUUUGUUUUUGAGACAAAUGGCGACAAACAGUCUGAGUUCCUUGUUGAUUUGAUAAGCACAAAGUGGAGUUCUUCUUUUCACAAUGUCAAAACAGUUUUAGACUUUGCAGAGAUCAAGCGUUUUGUAACGGGAUAUCGAAGAUGA
This is a messenger RNA of Miscanthus lutarioriparius, 1086 nucleotides long. The record is from the annotation of a GenBank genome assembly. NCBI's taxonomy places the organism in Eukaryota, Viridiplantae, Streptophyta, Magnoliopsida, Poales, Poaceae.